This is a messenger RNA of Theobroma cacao (cacao), 1298 nucleotides long. Its product is annotated as Peroxidase superfamily protein. NCBI's taxonomy places the organism in Eukaryota, Viridiplantae, Streptophyta, Magnoliopsida, Malvales, Malvaceae. The record is from RefSeq and is a predicted model, not a curated record. Gene Ontology annotation, biological process: response to oxidative stress; hydrogen peroxide catabolic process. Gene Ontology annotation, molecular function: heme binding; peroxidase activity.
UCGGUUCUGCUUUGUCCAGGACACGAAAAAAAAAAAUCAACAAGAAGCCAUGGCUAAAGCUAGACGUUUCACUGCUUUCCUUUUGAUCUCUUCUCUUUUUCUUGCACCUUACUUUUCCAUCUCAGAGGCAGACAGCUCUGCUCCUAUAACGAGCGGCCUCUCAUGGACUUUCUACAAAUCUUCAUGUCCCAAAGUCGAAUCCAUUAUAAGAAAACAGCUGAAGAAGGUGUUCAAGAAGGACAUUGGCCAAGCUGCUGGCUUGCUUCGUCUUCAUUUCCAUGACUGCUUCGUUCAGGGAUGUGAUGGAUCGGUGCUGCUGGAUGGAUCAGCAAGUGGGCCAAGCGAGCAGGAUGCUCCCCCAAACCUGAGCUUGAGAGCAACGGCAUUCGAGAUCAUCGACGACUUGCGUGAGCGUGUCCACAAAGAGUGUGGAAGAGUCGUCUCUUGCUCUGAUAUCCUUGCUCUUGCAGCUCGUGAUUCUGUUUACCUGUCAGGAGGGCCGGACUAUGACGUGCCGUUGGGAAGGCGGGAUGGACUGACUUUUGCCACAAGAAAUGUAACCUUGCAGAACUUACCACCACCCACUGACAACGCCGACGCCAUUCUCGCCAGCCUCGCUACCAAAAAUUUUGACCCCACUGAUGUAGUAGCUCUCUCUGGUGGCCACACCAUUGGCAUCAGCCAUUGCUCCUCUUUCACCAAUAGGCUUUACCCUACUCAAGACCCUAACAUGGACAAAACCUUUGCCAAUAACCUCAAGGGGAUUUGUCCAACAGCAAAUUCCACAAACACCACCGUGUUAGAUAUAAGGAGCCCUGACAAAUUCGAUAACAAGUACUAUGUUGAUCUCAUGAACCGCCAGGGUCUGUUCACCUCGGACCAAGACCUGUACACUGAUAGCAGGACAAGGGCCAUUGUCACUAGCUUUGCCGUGAACGAGACUCUCUUCUUUGAGAAGUUUGUGCUGUCGAUGAUAAAGAUGGGGCAAUUGAGUGUGUUGACUGGAAAGAAUGGGGAGGUUCGUGCCAAUUGUUCAAUAAGGAAUCCGGAUAACAAGUCGUAUUUGGCGUCUGUGGUGGAAGAGGAAGUGGAGGAGGAAGCUUGGUCUGAGUUUUAAGGGCUUACGUCUCGAAACUGCUGAAACAUUUUAAUUAUGUUUUGUCCUAGAAACUGGUUUAAUCGCAUGUUUUCUAGUAUACUUCUCCCUUUCUUUGUGUUUUCUGAAGGUUGGGUUUGUAAUGGAUGAUAAUUCUGUUAAUAAAAGUAACUAACUUCGUUGAAAACGAGUUUGCAUGAGA